AUGGAAAGUAUCAGCGCUUAUAUGUUUUCGCCAACACUGACAACACUGGCUGUGAUAUACCAAACAGAUUACGAUAGCAUCUCAAUCACCAAAACAGUCAAAUCUUUUGCCAAUUUGUUGGGAUCUUUGCAUAUGAACAAUGUAGUUUAUAAACCUAGUCGACUGACCCUCCCCUCCGCCCGCUCUAUGGGAUUUAACAUGAAAUCCCAGCCUAAGUCUAUGGCUAUACUUUAA
This is a messenger RNA of Medioppia subpectinata, 234 nucleotides long. NCBI's taxonomy places the organism in Eukaryota, Metazoa, Arthropoda, Arachnida, Sarcoptiformes, Oppiidae. The record is from the annotation of a GenBank genome assembly.